UGACAGUAGAGGCGUGCAAAACAGCUCAUUUUGGUGAACAGCUCCGAACCGAUCAGCUCACCAAAGUGAACCGAUUCGAUGUAUCAGCUCAUCAGCUCUUUUAUUUUGAACUUAAGGUUCAUUUUGUGCGCCGUUUUUCUUAUGCACCGGUUUUUUUUCAAAUGCAUGAUCGAAAUUGAAUCAUUGAUUUGCAAUGAUGCAAUGAAUGCCAUGCGAAAUAAUUUAUCUUCAAUUGAUGUCGACUAAAUUGAAUCUCUUAAAGAGCCGAAGAUCCGAUCAGCUCGUAGCGUGUUCCCUGCGUCAUAAUGCAGUGAACUGGGUAGCAAAUGAGUGAGCUGGUGAGCUGCGGUUCUUUUAAAAAGAGCUGUGAGCUGUCAGCUCACUUCAAUGAUUCGAUUCACUGGAACAGCUCAGGAGCGAAUUGCCCAUCUCUACUUGACAGCUCUUGACAAUGUGAUCAUUUUUGGUUGCAGUAAAACAAAUUAAUUCGAUAGCAAUUUGUAGUUUGUUUUUGUGUUUGUUCAUAAUCUGGAUAAGAAAACAUUCUUCAUUACUGACAUAUUAACUGGGGGAGAAAAAUUAGCAAGAUAUGGCUUUGUACGUGCUAUAUGAACAUGCUGCCGGAUAUGCUGUUUUCAGCGUCAAAGAGUUUGAGGAAAUAUCGAUGUUGCUGCCGCAGGUUGAGCAGAGUGUUACCGAUUUAUCGCGGUUUAAUUCGAUUGUUAAGUUGUUAGGUUUCUCGCCGUUCAAAACAGCUGUUGCAGCGUUGGAAAAUGUAAAUGCCAUAUCAGAAGGAAUAGUGCCAGAAGAUCUAUCUGGUUUUCUAGAUAGUGUUCUCCCGAAAGCCUCAAAAUCAAAUAAAUUUACACUUGGUGUGGCAGAUCCUAAGUUGGGAGCAGCACUGGCUGAAACAUUGAAUAUUCAAUGUUCUCAUAUCGGUGCUGUUCCGGAAAUUUUACGUGGAGUCCGUCAUCACUUUCCUAAGCUUGUUAAAGGGUUCUCCGAUAAAAGCGCAGCUGUUGCACAGCUCGGUCUAGGGCAUAGCUACUCACGUUGUAAAGUUAAGUUCAACGUGCACCGAUCGGAUAAUAUGAUCAUACAGUCAAUUGCAUUGCUUGAUCAGUUAGACAAGGAUAUCAACACGUUUUCGAUGCGAAUCCGAGAGUGGUAUUCUUACCAUUUCCCAGAGCUGGUAAAAAUUGUGCCUGAAAAUUACUUGUUUGCUAAAGUAGCACAUUUCAUUAAGGAUCGCAAGUCGUUAAGUCAAGAGAGUCUUGAGGGAUUAGAGGAGAUUAUUAUGGACUCUGGAAAAGCUCAGGCUAUAAUAGAUGCAUCCAAAAUGUCCAUGGGAAUGGAUAUUUCGGUAAUUGAUUUACUAAAUAUUGAAAUGUUUGCUAAAAGAGUUGUAAAAUUGUCUGAAUACCGUCAACAAUUGGCAGAAUAUUUACAUUCAAAAAUGACAAAUGUUGCGCCAAAUUUGCAGUCACUGAUUGGCGACCAGGUCGGGGCAAGGCUUAUUUCAAAAGCAGGUAGCCUCACGAAUCUUGCUAAGUAUCCCGCAUCAACAGUGCAAAUACUGGGAGCAGAAAAGGCAUUGUUUAGAGCUUUAAAAACUAAGAGUAACACUCCGAAAUAUGGACUGUUGUUCAAUUCAACAUUUAUUGGCCGAGCAAAUACGAAGAAUAAAGGCCGCAUUUCGCGAUUUCUGGCGAACAAAUGCUCAAUUGCAUCUCGCAUAGAUUGUUUCACAGAAAAUCCUAGCAACGUGUUUGGAGAAGCACUCAAACAACAGGUCGAAGAACGUCUUAAGUUUUAUGAAUCAGGAGAAACACCUCGCAAAAAUUUGGAAGUCAUGAAGGAGGCAAUGGAAGCAGCUGCUGAAAUCAGUGCUGCCCAAACUCCGGCGAGUGGAAAGAAGAAAAAGAAAAAUAAAAAGCGUAAGCACGAGGAGGAGGUGGAAGAAGAAGAACACGUCAACGGUGGUGCCGACGGAGAACCCAAUGAUACCGCUAACGGAAACGGGGUGCUCGCUGAUACUGAACCGGAUGCUAGUGGUGAACCCAAGAAGAAGAAGAAAAAGAAGAAAAACAAAAAUAAAGACGUGGAAGCAUAAAAUUGGACGAAUUGGAAGUUUAUAUAUGUUUAUUUUUCCCUUAAUAAUUUUUCUGAGCAUAUUAUCUUGCUGUAUCUAUGAUAUAAUUAAAUAUAUUUCUAAACAAUAGUCA
Molecule: messenger RNA, 2225 nt
Organism: Malaya genurostris
Lineage: Eukaryota; Metazoa; Arthropoda; Insecta; Diptera; Culicidae
Gene: Nop56
Product: nucleolar protein 56
Exons: 2
Coding region: 590-2113 (507 amino acids)
Cellular component (GO): small-subunit processome; box C/D methylation guide snoRNP complex
Molecular function (GO): snoRNA binding
Source: RefSeq, a predicted model, not a curated record